This is a messenger RNA of Pocillopora meandrina, 11786 nucleotides long. Lineage: Eukaryota; Metazoa; Cnidaria; Anthozoa; Scleractinia; Pocilloporidae. The record is from the annotation of a GenBank genome assembly.
AAAUGACGGGAGGAAAUGAGAUGUAAAAUCAUUCAGAAAAGCCAAGACAGCCUUCCAUAAUCAAUUACCUGUAACGUUUACACAGUGGGAAAGAAUUGCUAUGGAACAAGUGCUUCACCAAUCUAUUUUAUCACAAAGAACUCUGCGAAAAAACAAAUUCUGAAUGCGCUGAAUUUCGGAACAUUCACAUACCUGACAAUUUUGACAAGAAUUUGUAAUAGAUAUUUGCUAUGUUAGGGGUUCGCAUGAAGCUGAACUGUUAGCUUUGACAGUCAUCUCAGAGAAAGGAAAGUCUUCUCCAUGUAAAAUUGGCAACUAUGGAUGACAGACCUCGCUUUAAUUUUUGGAGAUUUUUGUUUUUGUAUGCCGCUUUCCUUCCUUUGAUCGAAGGAAACACUGCAAAAUUCUUCGGCAUAGGAGCAAUGUUAUCCUCUCUAGGCCAUGAGAAAAUCUUCGAGGAAGCCGUUGGAAAAAUAAACGACAAUUCAAGUGGUUUACUAAGGAGAGUAAAAUUGAAUGGAAGCUCUUAUGUUUUGAGUUCAAACCCUAUUCGCUCGGCUCUUGAUGUUUGCGAGAAUUUGGUCGCCAAUGGAGUCGUUACUGUUAUAGUCAGCCACCCAAAAGACGACUUUUCGCCGCCAAUUUCAAUCUCGUAUGCCUGCGGUUUCUAUCAAAUUCCUGUCAUUGGAAUUUCAGCGCGACAAACUAUCUUCUCGGACAAGGUAAGACGGGAAUUUGAAUUAGAUAAAAUACAUUCUGAAGUUUAUGUUCUAGCGUAAGUAUUUUGCUCUAAUUGAAAGUUACCAGUUAUAUUUUUUGGACUCAAAUGAACAAAUAUAUUGUGUUUUACUGGUCUCGUUUUUUCAAAGGAAUUACUUUGAAUUGCCACACAAUCUGCAUUAUCAAUUUGCAAAAUGACAUUUUGCAGUCGACGCGACCAUUUUUGAUACUAGUAAAACUCAACAAGUGAGGUUGACCAAUUUCUGUGAAGAUGACUCGGUGAAGUAUUUAGCGAUGUCGAAGACGUGCUUGAAAAACUUUAAUUUUAUUUGGCAAUAUAAAUGUACGUAAAUACUAUGUGGUUAAAAUUUCUCCUGGUUUAUAAUUCUUGAAUCAGGGUAAUUUACCUGAAUCCCACUGUCUCGUUUUACAGUAAAAGAGCCACGAGACCGGCAAAUUUUUUGCCGGUGUGAACACUUAAAACCAAGGAAAAGUUUGUACCUAAUAUAAUUUGCUUAACAUUCACAGAAAAAGAGGAAAUUUUGAACGAGAAUUGGUAACAGGAAAGAUAUUGUUUUGUUUUUUAACAUGCUGCAUCUAAGGCAAAACAUGGGAACACUUGUGGAAGUUUUAAAAGCUAUCUGAACUAGAUAUUGCUCAUAGAAAUUCGUUAAGUGCCUUAAGUUACCGUAAGUCAAAUGAGAUGUGGAAGAAGAUAAACUUCAUUUAUUGCAUUUUAAUGCAAAAUAAUUUUAUUGUGAACAUGCGAAGCUGAAGGCAAUAUUUGAUGAAAAAGUAGAAAUGGUACUUUUUAUUCACAUCAUCAAGAUUUUUAUGAGGAUGAAGUUGAACAAGGGUUUAAUGCUGAGUUGAUUUGACAAAAAUAUCUUCGGUUUUGCAUAAAAUCCAAAGGAGAAUGCUGUGGUACAAACAUCAACACCUCAAGCUGUGCAUGUACUUAUAUUGCGUUUUUUUUUUGCCUUGUAACUUUCUUAUUAAAACUUAAAAAAACUUAACUAUACACUAAUUUUUCUUUGUGAUAUUUUUGGUGUACUCAGAGGCUAGGGGCAACCAGUAAUUUUUUUGUGACAUAAUCUUCAAAAUCCGUAAAAAUUCGUUAAUUAUUAAAGAAUCUUUUCCUUUUCAAAUUAUAUGCAAAUGUGUAUAAGUGUCUGCCUUUUGAAAAUUGUAUCUUGUAACACAUUUAAUUUUUUAAUUUUUGCCAACCCGAAUUAAUCACAAACUAGCACAUAUAUAUAUACAUGAUUGAGUGCAAACCAAUGUAUAGACUAUAUUAUGCAAAAGUAAUAUUUGCAGCCAAACCAAACCUAGUAAGUUACCUUUUCAUUUAAACAACUACUUAUUUUUAGCAUUGAAAUGUAAGAAUGUCAAUUGUUGAAUUGUUUUAAACCUUGCUUAAAAACCAACUACCUCAUGAUCUGACCUUAUUAUGGGUAAUUAGACAUCUUACUGGCCUGCAAUAGAAGUAUUUGGUUAAAAGCUACAAUAAUACUAUUCUAAUUUAUGCAUGGACUUAAGCAGAGAUGGAAUAAAAGCUUUUCUAUUUACUAGUAGAAGUUUAUGUUGAAUUAAGUGUUUUGGGCCACUAGGAUGUAUUUGUGCUUGAAAUAUGUUAUCAAGAAACAACCACUCUAACUUUGGAAUAUGAUUCAGACUUCAAGGAGGAUUUUAUUUUAGUUAUUUACCCACAAUAUAAUUCAAUUUUUUUUCUGCAGUCAAUCCAUGAGUCUUUCUUGCGCACUGUACCAUCAUAUUCAGAUCAGGCUAAUGUUUGGAUGGGACUGCUGAAACACUAUGAAUGGAAGAGUGUUGUUCUACUAACAAGCACUGACCAGGACAGCCGUAUGAUUGCAACCAGGUUCACAGGCCUAGCUGCAGAAUAUAAUAUUAAGGUAUAGUGCAUACACAUAUAACCUGUUCUUGUUCUUCAGAACCCCAAUACAAAAAUGUACUGAUGAUGUGGCAAAAUAUGUUUGUUAGUCUUACUGUGAGUCAGGCCUCCUCUGAGAGUGUUCAGGUUUGUGUAGCAUGUAUAUGUUGUGAAAAUGUUAUACCUCCUUUCCUGUAUAGGAUGCAAGUCGAUCUUGCAAUUUUUUUUUUGUCAGAUAAUACCCUAACAAGCUCUAGUGCUCAGUACUUUAUGUCAGAAAUACACCAAAAGAAAUUUGAAACCUGCAAUUGAUGUGCAAGGUUCAAUGUAAAUUCACCUAACCACUUGGUAACCUCAUCUAUGUUGCAAAUUGGCAAGCUGACUGCCCAAAGAUGAGCAGAGAUAACUGAAUGUUGUUUGGUAUAUACAUUGUCAAAUGACCAUUAGCUUUUUAUAACAGCAUUCAGUUCUGAUUGUUGCCUCUCAACCUCCAUGAUAGUCUUGUAGUUGUAGUUUUUCAUGCUUUUAUCAAAGUAUUAAUUUUUCAGGUUAACUGAAUCCUUCAUUUUAAAUGGUAUUUUGAGGCUCUUGUAAUUGGAAUUUGUUAUGGGUUAUAUUUAUUAGAUUGAGAAAACCAUCAUGUUCCCUGCUGGAUGUGUGAAUGUCACAUCUCAUUUAAUGAAGAUAAAGAAAUUGCAAUCAAGAGUCAUUCUCUUCAGUGCUAGGUUUGUUACCUUACUGCUCUUGUUUUAAAGCUUACUAAAGUCCCAUUCAAAUGGUCAUGAUAGUUGAUCAUAGGCCAUGAUUGUUUCAACUUUCAUUCACUAUCAUUGGCUAUCAUGUUUGAAUUAAAAUGGUUCAUGAUGGAUGGUGAUAAUUGACAAAAUCAUGCAAUGAGAUUGUGUAAUUGUAAACAAAUAUGGCGUGAGCUGAGGUCAGCAAUUUCGGUGGUAUUUGAAAUUUUAGUUAAAAAGUUGCGAGUUAAAGAUACUCAUGAAGCCUACCAGGAGAUGAAGAGAAUGAACUGCAAGAUAUCCUGCAGAAUUUUUGCAACUACUUUAGUCAUUUUACCAUUUGACAUUUUGGUUUGAGCCCAUUUUUGGCAAAACUGCUGACUGAAAAACUAUCAUUCACCAUCAUCUGCGCAAUUCAAAUGAUAAAAACUAUUGUAAACUAUGAUGGCAAAUUUGAACAUGUCCAGAGUACAUGAUAGUCAAGGAUAGUCAAUGAUAGUGCAUGAGAGUUCGUGUUCCAAUGUGCGUGAUAGUUGAAAUUAUUAUUUUACUAUCAUAACUGUUUAAAUGGGGUGUAAUGUUUCAAAGUGGCUUAUAGAUAUAUAUUUCUACAAAUAGUUAGUUUUAUUGAUAGUAGGUCCUUUGCUUAACAAUUUUAAGAUGUAAGGUAAAGAAACCUGCCAAGACAAUGGAUAGUCUACACAAUGAAAGAAUAGUUUUUCUAUAUCUGAACAAAUGCAUUUAACUUAAUUCACUUGAUCAUUACUGGAUUUUAAAUAAAUAUAGUUUGCCUCAGUGUAUAGUGGAUGGUAUUUGAAUUAAAAUGAAGUUUUACUUGAAUUUCAUGAUGCAGAAGGGUUAGACAGAUUAUUUUUCCUUUAUUCUGAUAGUGAGGAGGAUGCAGCUAUUGUUUAUCAAAAUGCCACAUAUCUAAAGAUGACUGGGGAGGGCUUUGUGUGGCUGGUGACCCAACAAACCUUGUCAGGGAGAGCUGAGAGUUAUUUGCCUCAAGGUGACACAACAAAAAAACUUCAAAUCAGUUAUUUAGUUUAUUAAAAAGUGACACCAGUGCCUACACAUACUUAAAAAUUCAUCAGAAUCUUAUGGCAAGCAGCAACUCAAAAUCAUUUAAAAUCUUCUUGGAGCUGUUAUUUUUAUAACUUGGGUAUUUAUUGCAACUCAGAUUUAAUUAAAGGAGACAAAGAUAUUUUUCAUAUUUAAAAGAGACCACCAGCUUUAAGGUUUAUAAAGAGGCAUUGGCAAAUAUCAGAUGCAGCAGUCCUUACAUGACAUUGAGAACACAGAAAUUUUAUACUGAAUGCUGGGUUAACCCGGUCUGAAAUUGUUUAAGAAGGUUUAAUUAUUUUUGAUUAUUUGUUGUCCACCCUUCUUGUUGUUAUUUAUCAAAUUUCAAAUUGUGGCCAAUUACAUGCUCGUAACAUCAGUUUAAAUUCUCAUAUGUUGGGAAAAAAACAUGAUAAAUGUACAGUACAACAUGCUACUUAUUACCAUUAGUAAAAGUUUAUUGAUCAUAAAUAACUUUUUCUCUCUUUGCCAAGUUCAUUCCUCAGUCUGCAUGAAUAUUACAUGUUUACAUACCAGUGACAUCGUAAACUGUAACAUCUUUAUUUGAACUGAAAAUUUAAAUGUUCAUGCAAAUUUGUUAUACAGGUGUGAUUGGAAUGCAGUUACUUCAUGGUUAUAAUGAGUCUGCUCAGAUUCAGGAUGCUGUUACCCUUGUGGCCACAGCCUUGGACAGACUGAUGACUUCUGGAAAUAAUUUGACUUCUCCACCUGCCAGCUGCCAACAAACUACGCAAUGGGAGAGUGGUCAAACUUUAUUCAAGUGAGUAUUUUCCAAAAGCAUGGGCAACAUUAUGAACAUCAUAACAUUUGAUGAUAUUGUGUUGUAAUUGUUCUGUCAUCAACACACAGCGCACUCAAUGUUAUCCCAAGAAAUACUAAGCUAAGAGGGUACAAAAUUGAGGCACCUAUUUAUAAAUGUUGAUUUAUUUAUCUUUUCCAAAUCAUGGCCAGAUAAGAUUGUUUCUGUUAAAACAACAUCUGCCUCCAUUUUUCUAGACUGUUUAACGGAAAAGUGUUAGUGUCCUUUUCCCAUGGAGUGUCACAUUUUCUUGAAAUGUAUUUUGAAAAUCAACACUGAUCCUUAAGUAGCAGGGUUUUUGGUACUAUAAGGGAGUUUAGUGAAUCAAAUUUGUUUGCAGAUUAAAAAUUUAUGUAUUAUGGUAUUAGUAUUAAAACUUAUCCUCAAUUUAGUAUCAAUUAUUAUUGAUAUUAAUGAAUUUAGGGGGCAUUUUUUUAUACUGGGGGGUAUUUUUUCAUUGUUUAUAAUGUUGAGGGUUGAAGCAGCCCUUUUUGCAAGCUGAAAUUUAUGUGCAGUGGAUUUCAUAUUCUGUGCUCUUUUUUAAAUUUGUGUGAAAUUUGUCAUAAAAUAAUUGGCUAAUAGAAAAGAACAUCAUCCUAAAAGGGCAUUUUGUUCAAGGGGCAGGGGCAUGGGUAUGGGGGAGGGCAGUAAUUUAUGUGCUGUAAGUUGUACACUUGACAGCUUUAGGAAAUUAAAACUGUAAAGGCCAUGCACAGAGAAACUGACUCAACAUAAACAAGAUGUUAAUUGUGUGGUAUUAUUGUUUGGUUGGAUUCCUAGUGAGCUAGUUAACACAACCAUCAUCAAUGGCAAGACAGGUGAUAUCGUACUGAACAGGAAAGGUGAUCGUAUCAACACUGCUUACCAGAUUGUUAACCUCAGAGAAAAGGGAGAUAAAAAGCUGAGGAUUGUUGGAGAGUAUCGUGAUUGGCAGGUGUCAAUCUCUGACAAAGUCUUUUGGCCAGGAGGCUUAGAGGAAAAGCCAAAAGGAAUCUUUGUUUCCACUCAUUUAAGGGUAGGGAUCAUGCAUGUGUGCAAGUAAUAAAAUGAAGUAGUUGCUGGUUCCUUCUCUAAGUGUUCGUCAACAGCUAUCCGAUGAAAGAAAUAUAUUGACCAGUGUUUGUUUCUGGUUUCGUCAUUUUACCCUCAACUUGCUGCACUAAGCAACAUUUGCUUGGAGCCCUAAGUGAAGCAGUCAGGGUCCUCUGAAUGACUCUAACAUUAGGCAUACACCUUUUUUACUAUCAGGCUGUCAUUUUUGCCCCCUAAAAGUGUAAAAACAGUAGUUUCAUGAACCUUAAGAAGACAUGCAUGUAGCUGACUAUGAUGACUUUUUCAUGGGUCAUGUCCAUCAUGUGUGAGGUGCACAGUUUUUUUCAUACUUGUUGCAGGUUGUGACUUUAGUUGGGGAGCCAUUUGUAUUUAUCAAGGCUUUACCAGAAAGUGGCAGGUGUGAGGAUCUUGAUGAUGCACAAAAGAAAAAGAGGCAUAUUAAAUGUAGUGGGAAAGUAUAUGGUGAACACACCAAACUGGUGGCAACCGAUAAGGAUGACCACUGCUGCUAUGGUAAGCCCGGAUGAGUGAUUCAAGCAAAAAAAUAUAUUUCUGCAUAUACUUGUGUGUAACAGUACUAUGAUGUACUAUUAACCGUGACAGUUCAGCGGUACACAGAUAUUAAGGUUGAUUUUUGUACUUGUUAUGGGAGACUCAACUUGCGGGCCACAGCACAACAAGGUACUGGGUCCAGAUUGAGAGGUCUGGGCUCUACCUUCUGGGUAGACGAGGACUUUCUGGGAAAUGCUUCAAAUGGGUGAGCGUUCUCUGUUCUGAGAGAAAUAGUAAUAUUACUCGUUGCUUUCCGACAUAGAUGUUUUUUCAAUUUCUUGGUGCAGAGGUAGGGCAGCAAUAACUCUGGAAGUUAAAUUCAAGAGACUCUUUCUAGUUCCCAUUCCAACCAUUACUAGUUCCUUAUUUCAUUUACAAUUGAACAUCAGUUUGUCACUAUUGGUGAUUUCAAAAAGAAGAUGGCAUUAGAAAUGCUCUUAAUUACAGUGCCCCUAACAUUACCUAUUAUUUUACUUUUUCUUGUAGGUUUUUGUAUGGAUUUGUUAUAUCGACUGGGAGAGAAAGUUAAUUUUACCUUCGAUGUUCAUUUGUCUGAAGACGGGAGCUAUGGCUCUCUGCGAAGAGUGAGUUUGUAUCUCUCUUAUGGGUGAUUUCAUCAAGGGGAAGGCGUCAAACAAACCUACUGGUAUAGCGUACAUACGUUGAUCAAUUCGAUGGGAAGCAUGAAAAAAAAUAUCAAGAAGAGAUACGGGUAUAUUAAGAGUGACACUUAUACCAAUUAAAACGCGCUCUAAACAAUCAUUAAUUACAACGAAUAAAAUAUUUUUAUGCCAAAGGUAAAUGGCACGGACAUGAAGCGCUGGAAUGGUAUGGUAGGGGAAGUGAUCGAUGGUAAAGCUGAUCUUAUUGUGGCUGCAUUGACAAUCAAUAAUGAAAGAGCUGAGUGGAUCGAGUUUUCCAAACCUUUUAAGUAUCAAGGACUUACCAUACUUGUCAGAAAGGUAAGAUCGUAUUUUGUGGUUUAUAACUGUCUUGGAAAAUCGGCAGCGUCCAAGGUAGACAGUCAGUCAGUUGGUUGGUCAGCAAGUUUCUCAGUUUACGAGUCAUCCCGUCCAGUCACUCGUCUUGGCGUCCAGUCCGUCAGUUCACAUCAAUCCAUCAGAUUUUCAGUUCGUCCGUCCGUCUGUCCGUCCGCUCUUCUGCAAGUCCGCACGUUUGCACAUUUGUACGUCUGCACGUCCACACACCCGCACAUUUCUACAUUUGCCCCUUGCUCGUUACGUUCGUUUGUUACUCCGUCUGUCCAUGCGUACAUAUACAUCCUGCCUUUACAGCGCUCGUUACAGCGCUCGUCCCGUGUCAUCUCCGCUCUCCAUAAUAUCAAGCUGUCGUCCAUAUCCUCCACAAUGUUAAUUGUGUUCGGCAGCACGUUCGUCGUUGUAUUUGUCAGAAUUUUGUUGAGUCUGCCCGUAUAACCAUCGAUAGUUUGUGUGCGACAUCCUCAAUUCAUUCCGCGCUCAUUGGUCUGUUAUCGAUCCAGUAAGUUCUUUAGUGAGGUAGUCAGUCACCAUUUACCAGUGCGCAGUUUGUGCAGCAGGUGUGUAAUCCACUUUAGUUAUAUACUGACUGAAUUACUUUCAAGUCUCAAUGCACUGUAGUCCCUUGAAACUAACCAGUGUCACAUUUUAUUCUUACCAGGAUCAAAGUAGGAACAGACUGGACUCAUUUUUGCGACCUUUCCAGAUAAACUUGUGGCUGCUGGUUCUACUCUCAGUGCACAUAGUGGCAGUUAUACUUUACCUGCUUGACCGGUUUAGUCCGUUUGGCCGGUUCAAACUAGCUCGGAAAGAAAAGGAGGAGACAGCUCUUAAUUUGUCCAGUGCUAUGUGGUUUUCGUGGGGAGUGUUACUGAACAGUGGCAUCGGAGAAGGUUAGCUAUAGUUUCACAUGUGGUACAGAGUUUAAUAGUCUUUUAUUUCCUUUUUGACCUUGGUUGUACACUCUCGGUGAUUGAAUAGAGCAGUAACUUCACACUUGGGCCAUGUUGCCCAUCAAUCAAACGUAAAACUAUUCCUGAAAAAAUCGGGUGUUGGUCACUUACAUUUUGAUAAUUACUUGAGAAGCGCUCGAGGUAGUUUUGUCACGUUUGCUUACGGACAUCAUAUAUGUGGAUGUGACAGUUUCAUUAUCAGUGCGUCGAUUUUAACACAUUCUUCUGUCCAGCAGGUUGAUUACAUCUUACUUAUCGAUUUCUUGUAUGCUGUAUUUCAGGUACUCCACGUAGUUUUAGUGCUCGGGUGCUGGGAAUGGUAUGGGCAGGCUUUGCAAUGAUCAUUGUCGCCAGCUACACUGCUAAUCUGGCAGCCUUUCUUGUUCUUGAUCGGCCUAAGGCUGUGGUCAGCGGCAUAGAAGAUCCAAACGUGAGUCAAAGUAGUUGCAUUAACAUCGUAGCUUGAGGCGAGGUCACAAGUUAUUGUUAUUGAACCUGCAUAUAUACCCGAAAUCCCUUUUACCUCUGAGGGCAACAUAAAAAAUUUCCUUCCUGUUCUUGUAGAACAUGUGUGUACAUUUUUAUGUUAACCUUUCACUGUUGUAAUCAGGCAGCGUAACAACUUACCCACAUGACAUGUUGUGUAGGGGAUGAUGAAUUAUUUUAAGUAUUAGAAUUGUAAGACUGGCAAGACCCACAAGGAGUGUCUCGAGAUAUGUGGGCCAGGAAACCCUUAUCAUACUCUACAGCUUGUCAAAGCCAGUAAAAAACAAAUAAUAAGAGGUGUUAAAAUAUGCAGUUGAAGAAGCCGUAAGAAGAGAUACAAGGGAUAAUCGAAAGGACUUACAGCGUUUCAUGUUCAUUUUUUCCAACUCAGCUGCGUAACCCGUCUGUAAAUUUCAAGUACGCUACAGUAGCAAACAGCAGUGUUGACGCGUAUUUCAGGCGGCAGGUUGAGCUGUCAUCCAUGUAUACUUUUAUGGAAAAAUACAAUGUAAAGACAGCGAAGGAGGCCAUACAGAAAGUGAACGAUGGGUAAGUGUGCUCCGUCAAAUUUAUUUAUUGUUAUGAGAAAUUGUGCAACAUUUGUUGCGCGGCAUUCCUAUUUGUGAAUACCACAGAUACCCACUUUGAGAAGUCGAUUCAAGUCGAUCUUACAACAAUCAACUAGUCUCAGAGUGUAUACAAAUUGAUGUUUGAGCGAGAGGCUCUUGUGUGUAUGUCAACUGGCCACAUUGUCUUUCUUUUUUGCAACAUUAUUACACGAGGCAAUACUUGAGUGUUAGGUUAUUGUUUUCAGCGGUAAUAAUUGCAGGACAUUUUUUAGAAAAUCGUCACAGUUAUAGUUUACCUUUGUAGAGAGAUGCUGAUGAUCAGCGUCUUUAAGAAACUAGAAACGUGGAUAGAUUGUGAAAAUUAUUUACUUUGUAUCGUGUACUUUUAAUCCGUUUCUCAUGAAGUAUGAAUGGUCAUGCGAUUUUCCUUGUUGCAGGGAAUUAAAGGCGUUCAUCUGGGACUCACCCGUCCUUUAUUACGAAGCCUCUGUAAACUGUGACCUUACUACUGCUGGUGAACUGUUCGGGCGGUCCGGUUAUGGCGUUGGCAUGCCUAAAGUGAGUUUAUGUGUGUUGGAAUUUCUUUCCAGUCUUGGUUAUUGAACCCUUAAGCUGUUCUAUCGAAAUUUAAACACACCAAGGGUGCCUGUAUUGGUUUCCUGUUUGAAUGGAACGAAAACAGAAAGAAGUAUGAUACUGUAUGGGAUAGUCAGUUCAUGAAAUGUUGAGCGCUUUUCGAUUGAGUGUUGUAAAAGCCAGAACCACAACCAGUCCGAAAAAUCAUCAACAAUACGAGCUCAGAAGGCCGCUUUGAGAACUCAAAUCAGAAAAGGGGUAACCAAGUCGCAGUAGCGUUGAGUUUUUGCAUCUGAUCAAAUCAGAGUGUUGAGAGUUUUCAAGAUCAAUUACAGGGUAGAUUAAAGCAAGAGCAAGUUAUGAAACAUAGCCGUCAGUGGGGCUCUGAAACAAUUCUCCAGUGGUUGUUAAUGAGAAAGACGUGCAGUCUUCAUGAAUUAGAUUUCAACUAAGAAGCUUUUACAAAAGUGUGUUGUGAGCUUAGUUAAUCCGUCCCUUAUUUCUUUUAACAGGGUUCUCAGUGGAGUAACGCAAUUUCACUUGCUAUUCUAAACUUUCACGAGAGCGGGGUUAUGGAGGAAUUGGAAACCACGUGGAUCGACACCAAGCAAUGCGAUGAACAGAAUAAUUCGCCUGCUACGUUAGGGCUAAAUCACAUGCUUGGUAAGUGUGCUUGCAAACUGAAACUCAUUUGAAUAAAAUCGUACUUUUAGUUGAAUUUAUGAUUGCAAAGUUUUUGUUCUUUGUUUGAAAGUAUUGACGUUCGAGCUGUUGCUGGUGACAUGAAGUGGUAAACAAAUCGAACUUUUAAUUCUCGCAAUAAGCAUACAUUUUCAACCGUUACCGUCAUCAUACGUGUGGUAGUGUUACGUGUUUUAGUUUGUCCAAUUGACGUGUUUUGUCCAACAACAACAACAACAGAAAAAGCGGCCACCUGGAAGGUGAAGUAUUCCAAUAUUGUCGAGGAUAAUGCUAUUCUUUCACUUACCUUGUGAUGCCAUUAGUACCCAGAUGACAGUCAUAUUAUGUUGGUUAUUAGUGGUCUUGGAAAUAAAGUUCAAAUUUCUGUUGGUAAACAGGGGUAUUUAUCAUGGUUGCUGCUGGAAUAGGAGCUGGAAUCGUGAUCAUUAUCUUAGAAAUCCUCUAUCACAAGCACCGUGGGUGGAAAGAAGAACAAAAAGAGCUGGCCAAGAAGACAACAGAUAAAUGGCGGGCUAAUAUCAUGAUGAUGAAAAAGGAACGCACCACAAAUGGCCAACAACCUAAUGGUGUUCUCGAUUCACACGCCCCGCAGAAUGACGGGAUAGCUCGUAGAAACCCAAUUUACAACCCGGAGAAUCACGUGGACAGCACGUUCACGUACAAUUGA